UGUCAUUACCAACAGCUGACACUCGGGACCCGCCUGCAGCCAAUCACUGCUCUGCUUGAAGCUGUUUAAUAAAGUUCGCUUUCAUGUUCUUCCUGGUGCUGAAGAUGUGGCUGGACAAACCAGCUUAGACUAUGUGCAGAACAAACCGUGUCGAAGUCAGAGAUCCGAGCGAAGAGAGGCUGAUCUAAAACCAAAGACUAUGCAUCUAUGGCGCUUCUCCAUCGCCAUAACCUUCGGCUUGCUGUGGUGGUUUUCAGACUUCGGCCGCGCAGCGACCCAGUACUUUUUAUUCUUCCUCUUUUGUUUUACAACUCCGCUGUUAUUUGGAAACAGUUCAGGCCAACAAGAGAGCAGCACUCAAACCGAUGAAGAAACGAAGGAAACCCCAGUCCAGAGAACUUCCGAAGAUUUAUUUAGUGACUUGACUGAUGGAGAACGCAUCGAGCAGCCUCAGUCUCGGUGUCCACUUGUAAAAAGGUCUUUACAGCAAGUGUUUGAGUCUGCCUACGCUCAGCUGGUCCUGCCUUGGUACGGCGUUCCUGAGCCAUGUCAGUGCCAGCCUCUGUACCAGGUGCUCAGCAGGGAAUUUGACUUCAUAAUCGACCGUAUCAUUGAGAGAGCCAAAGACUUCGAUGUCUGCCAGGUGGUUGUAGGCUCCAUUCGGAUUUUGACCCAGCAUUUGCAUAAUGUGAAGCAACCUGACAGGCAGCUCUUGUUCAGCUCCAGAGCAGAUGAAGUUGCACUUCUCCGAGAGUUUUCAGACGCUCUAGUACGCAACCUUUUCCCUAAAUCUCUCGGGGGCCAAGAAGUCACCCGCUGUGCCUUAAAUGAGAUUGUUGCUUUAAAGGGGCUGGACCUGUUGGUGACAUGGCUGUCUGACCCCGACAACCUGAACCAGUUGGUGGUGAGCCAGCUCGACUGCGUGACUCCCAAAGGCUCUGUGGAGGAGCUGUGUGGGUCAGACCUGGAACAAGCCUCUCUGGCUUCACAGGAGGGAAAAGGCGAUGGCAGUGAAGUGAGCUUGGAGACAGUGGAUGCUUCAGCCGGCACCAGGAUCAAGGAGAAAGGGAAAGGUCACAAGUUUAAGGAAGGAUGGUCAAGGUUUGUGGAUAGGAUGAAGGUAAAGAGGGUCAAGAAGAAGAAGAUGAAAAUGAUGGCGCAGGGUCAGAUGAUGAGGAUCGCAGCAAUCCAGGGUGACAUGUCCAACGAGGACGACGUCAGCAGCAGAGAGGGCUCCAUUCACAGUCAGCAGGACUCUGACAGAGAAGACAGUGAUCUGGAGAACUACCUGACAGAUGUUCAGGAGGACAUGAUAGAAUUCAAGCUGUCAUAUGAGAUGUGGUGUGUGGGCCGCUGGGCUGUCAGCAUCCCUCAUGUUGACUGGGAGGAUCAGGACUUAAUCUUCACCGUUCACCUGGAGGAGAAUAACAGCCCUGAGAACCUACAGUGGGACAUCAGGAAGACCUACAUGGAUGUGGUACAUUUUCGCAAUCGAUGGCAGGACUCGACCAGCUUGCCCAUGAUCCUGGUGCUGGAGGAUACAGAAGUCAACAGUGAGGUUAAAGAAAAAGCUAGAGCGUCAGUGGAGCACUUCCUGCAGGAACUAAUUUCUGAUAAUGCGAUCGGCCACACUCAACCAGUUUUUCAGUUCCUCUGCCCGUUUGACAAACUGCUGAACGACGAGGAAGAUUAUGGGGGCGUGUGGGGCCUUCUCAGUGGCUUGGCCUACUUUCUGACUCCAGGUCAAGAGGAGGAAGAGAGCUCUAGCCCUCAGACAGAGUCCCCAAAAGAAAUCAUAAUGCCAUUGUCGCAGCCAGAGUCCACAGCUCAGUCUUCAGAUAUCUCUGGAGCUUCGACUGAGAAGAGCAGUGAUGUUCCCGGUGCUGUGCUCCCAACUAUUGUUAUCUCCCAAUGUGAUCUUCCCUCAGAACCGCCUGAGGAUGUAGAAGCAGAAGAGGAGCCACAGUCUGCUGUUAACUCAGACUCUUCAAGUAAUGAAAUCUGUUCCCAAGACAAAAUGGAGGAGUCUGAUAAUCCCUUAAUCUCUCACUCCAAAAUGAGCAGAGGGCUGACUGGACACAAGCCGCAAGAGUCUCUGGCCUCAACAAAAAACAACAGUGAUGAAGACCCGCCUGAUUCAGACUCCACGCCUCACUGCAGCCAAAAUGGAUGCUCACAGGUGGAGAGCUCAGAAGGCCUGUCGAGGCUUAAUUUCAGUGCAAAGCCAAAUAAAAAGGAGAAAAUAUGUUUCAAGAUGCCAGGCAGCGCAAACAAGGCUAAAGGGAAGGAGCAGGGCUGUUUGCCAAAAGAGGAGGACUCUCGGUGUCAGAAGAGCCAAGGCACCUGGGAGCAGCUGGAGGCAACCAAAGCCAUACUUGACCUGCUGAAAGAAAUAUCUGGAAACUCCAUCCUCUUAAACAUAUUUGAUGCCAUUUUGAAACCUGUUAUGCCCAUCUUGAAAAAAAAAGUGAACUCGUUCCUAAACAAGAUGAACCCUACAGUAGUGCAGAUGGCUGGGUACAUUGACACUUUGCGAGACAAAGUGUGGCCAGAGUUCGAACCACCAGCAGCAGCAGCACCUCCUCCUCCUCCUCCUCGCACCAAAGAGGAGAAGAAUGAGACCAGAGAGCGAGCACAUCAUCUUAUCAAUGCCAGAUGUUCAAGCUAUCUGAUCCUGAAGAAGUCAGACCUGGAGUUUGUUUUUAAUCUGUUCCAGAACAGUGAAGAAAACAAAAUGCUGGUUUAUAUGUUCCUGUCAUUCCUAUUGAGGGAGUUUUUUCCCAAUGAGCAUUCCCUAAAUGUGAGCGCUGCUGCCCUCCAGAGAGCGGCCAAGUCCGUCCACUGAACUAUGAAACCUUAACUGUGUUUUUAGUGGCACUUUUUUGACAUCUUAGAAUAUCAAAUUAUUUAUUAAACAUCUUGAUGUACAAGACAAUUUCUGUAUCGGUUUCAAACAUCUCAAGUAAACUGUGAAUUUUUCAAUUGGGUUUAAUUUUUAAUCUCUUUAUUCUGUUUUUGAUAAAAUGAGAAACGUUUGGGAGCCAGCUUUGCAUAAUGUACCUAUAUUGUUAUACUGAGGAGAAAUUAAACUAUUUUUCACAUUUACAGUUUAAAUUUCGCCCCUCACAUUUUAAUGUAAAUCUUUUUUCUUUUUUUUUUUGUCACUUGGAGCACUUUUGUUUGGUGAGACUGUUGGAAUACUACUGAUUAGAGUUUUAUUACAUAUCGCAUACAUCUGUCAAAACAUUGACAGUACCA
This is a messenger RNA of Monopterus albus (swamp eel), 3258 nucleotides long. RefSeq lists its product as uncharacterized. NCBI's taxonomy places the organism in Eukaryota, Metazoa, Chordata, Actinopteri, Synbranchiformes, Synbranchidae. Gene Ontology annotation, molecular function: phosphatidylinositol binding. Bases 200 to 2845 code for a protein of 881 amino acids. The record is from RefSeq and is a predicted model, not a curated record. Gene Ontology annotation, cellular component: endosome. The transcript has 16 exons.